AUGGCGGAACAUGAGAGCACCUUUAAAGAGCAGGUGGAGGGGUUGAUUGAGGAAGUGGACAUUGAGCCAGAAGGGGACAUCGAAGACACAGUCAUUGGGCCAACUGCAACACAGGAAAAGAAAACUGAGAAACAGAGGAAAAAGGAGAAAGCUGAAAGAAUUAAGGAGUUGCAAAGGAAGGCGGAACGUCGGGUGAUUGACAAGCAGCAGCAGUUGUUCCAAUUGCGAUCUAUCAGUGCCAACCUGAAGCAGGAACAGAGGACCAAGAUGAGACAGGCCCAACGCAAGGCCCGACAGGAGGCAGAGAAAGGCAUGCCUCGCCGACUGGGCAGACUCAAGAUCGUGUGA
Messenger RNA from Sinocyclocheilus anshuiensis, 348 nucleotides. RefSeq names its product glioma tumor suppressor candidate region gene 2 protein-like. Gene Ontology annotation, cellular component: nucleolus. Gene Ontology annotation, biological process: ribosomal large subunit assembly; rRNA processing. Bases 1 to 348 code for a protein of 115 amino acids. The transcript has 5 exons. The record is from RefSeq and is a predicted model, not a curated record. Gene Ontology annotation, molecular function: 5S rRNA binding. Lineage: Eukaryota; Metazoa; Chordata; Actinopteri; Cypriniformes; Cyprinidae.